AUGAAUGAAUACCAGAUGACGAAGUCUGUUCCUGACCUUCCUAUACUCCACUUUGAUCCCCUGAGAUACACAUCCAGUGAUGGCUGUAUCAUCAGAGAACUUCUGAAGGGUCACAUGAUAGCAGGAGGGAAGAGGGAGGGGGCUGGAGCAUAUCCCAGCUACCAUAGAGCGAGAGGCCAGGUCACUGCUUCCCCAUCACCUAAAGACCAGGAGAUUUUAACAUACAUCACUCUGAUUGGCUGUAGUCUGUCUCUUUUUACCCUGGUCAUCACUGUUUUUCUCUUCAUCACAAAUAGAAAAGGCAGAGAAGAUGUUUCUAUGAGGGUUCACAUCAACCUUGUGAUUGCACUUAUCCUCCUCAACCUGCACUUCCUGCCCAAUCAAGCAGUGGCAGCACUGUCCUCCUCUGGGCUCUGUUUAUACAUGGCUCUUGCCCUUCACUACUCUCUAUUGGCCACUUUCUUCUGGAUGGCUUUGGAGGGAUUCCACCUCUACCUUCUCUUAGUCAAAGUCUUCAACAUCUACAUCAAGAGAUAUCUGCUCAAACUCAGCGUGGUGGGAUGGGGUGUUCCUGCAGUCAUUGUGUCAGUGGUGGUGAUCAUUGACAGAGGCUUUUAUGGCCAUGCCCCUCUGGACAACUCCAACAAAACUGCAAUAUGCUAUAUAACCAAUAACAAUGUAAAGAUGGGAACUACAGUGGGACUGUUCAGCUUGGUGUUCCUCUUUAACAUGUUUAUGUUUGGAGCGACAAUCAGACGUGUCUGGAUUCUUCGCAAAAGCACAGAGAGUAACCGUGACAGAGCCAAGAAAGACAUUUGUACCCUGCUGGGAGUCAUGACUCUGCUCGGCAUUACCUGGGGCCUGGUCUUCUUCUCUUUUGGCUACCUGACCACUGUUGGCCUCUACCUCUUCUGUAUCCUGAACUCAUUUCAAGGUUUCUUCAUCUUCCUGUGGUUUAUGAUGUCACUGAGAAAGGCUAAAACCUCAGUUACUAAUACAAGCAGUGAAACACGAAGCACCAGCACCUAG
Messenger RNA from Neolamprologus brichardi, 1029 nucleotides. The record is from RefSeq and is a predicted model, not a curated record. NCBI's taxonomy places the organism in Eukaryota, Metazoa, Chordata, Actinopteri, Cichliformes, Cichlidae.